Racocetra fulgida is the source of this 543-nucleotide messenger RNA. NCBI's taxonomy places the organism in Eukaryota, Fungi, Glomeromycota, Glomeromycetes, Diversisporales, Gigasporaceae. The record is from the annotation of a GenBank genome assembly.
AUGUCGUUAUCUACACUUCAAGAUUCCGAAAAAUUUAUAGAAAUCUUUCCUAAUCUAUAUAGAGCCACAUUUAAUCUUCAUUUCGGACCUUUACAAUGUCCAGUUUCUGUAUUCCUUAUUAACGUUGAACCAUCCAACAAUACUUGGAUUUUAAUAGAUGCCGCAGAUCCUAAUAACAUUUCAAAACUUUUCACAGCUUUAUCUCAACAUUUUUCAAAAUUUCCGAACUAUCAACUUAAAUAUAUUUUAUUAACACACGGUCACUUUGAUCAUACUGGAUCUAUCUCAAAAUUACUAAAUGAAUAUAAAGAUAUAAAACUCGUUUUAGGUGAACCAGAAACUUUUAAUACAAAUUACAAACAUGUAAAUGGUAAUACUCAUACACAACAUCUAACAACUGCUGAGGGGAAAAUAACGGUUAAUAAAGAUAGGAUUGUAUUGAUAAAGCAAGGGAAAGAAGAUGAAUUCGAAUUUUUUAAUGUUUUAAAACCCAUCUUUAUCUCCGAUCAUACUUUAGGUGAGUUAAACGUCUAUAGUACUUAA